AUGGUAGAAGAUAGACUGUCGUCUUCUUCCUGGGAGCUCUCUCCACGCCCCAGCUUCACCCCGUCCCGCCUCCGCCGUGCCUCGCCCCAGGCCGCCCUGCCGCGCCCGGCAUCGCCCCGCCGCGCCCCGGCAUCGCCCCAGCUCUGCCCGCCCCGCGCCACCUCGCCCCAGCUCCGCCGCGCCGCGCCUCGCCCCGGCUCCGCCCCCGCCCGCCACGCCCCCCGCUCGGCCCGCCUCACCCCGGGCCGCCUCACCGCGCCGCGCCCCUGCUCCGCCCUGCCCGCCGCGGCCCAGCUCCGCCCCGCCUCCUCCCAGCUCCGCCCCGCCGCCCCGCGCCCCGGCCGGCCCCUGCUCCGCCCCAUCCGCCGUGGCCCGGCUCCGCCCCGCCUCAUCCCAGCUCCGCCCGCCGCCCCGCGCCCCGGCCGGCCCCUACCCCUCCUCGCCCCGGCCAGCCCCGCCCGCCCGACCCCCGCCCCUCCUCGCCCGGCCAUCCUCGCCCCGGCCUGCUCCAGCGAACUCGAGCCCGCCCCGCUCCGUCACGGACGCCUCCAGGGCCGCCCCGCCCUCGCUCGACGAAAUCGUCGCCGGAUUUUGCUUAAUUUGGUCGUAUUCCGGCAGUCCUCCGGCAUAACUGCACUGUUUAGAGCUGAAGUUUCAGUCCGCCAAAACGAUACUCGGAAUACAGCACCCUGA
Messenger RNA from Lolium perenne, 693 nucleotides. The record is from RefSeq and is a predicted model, not a curated record. Lineage: Eukaryota; Viridiplantae; Streptophyta; Magnoliopsida; Poales; Poaceae.